AUGCCUGCCAACCAAGAGCCAGCUCACUUCAUGCCUGCCAACCAAGAGCCAGCUCACUUCAUGCCUGCCAACCAAGAGCCUGUUCACGUCAUGCCUGCCAACCAAGAGCCUGCUCACCUCAUGCCUGCAAACCAAGAGCCUGCUCAUGUCAUGCCUGCCAACCAUGAGCCUGCUCAUGUCAUGCCUGUCAACCAGGAGCCUGCUCACAUAUUGCCUUCCAACCAAGACCAAGAGCAUGCUCACCUCAUGCCUGCCAACCAAGAGCCUGCUCACGUCAUGCCUGCCAACCAAGAGCCUGCACACCUCAUGCCUGCCAACCAAGAGCCUGCUUAUGUCAUGCCUGCCAACCCAGAGCCUGCACACCUCAUGCCUGCCAACCAAGAGCCUGCUUACGUCAUGCCUGCCAACCAAGACCAAGAGCAUGCUCACCUCAUGCCUGCCAACCAAGAGCCUGCUCACGUCAUGCCUGCCAACCAAGAGCCUGCACACCUCAUGCCUGCCAACCAAGAGCCUGCUUAUGUCAUGCCUGCCAACCCAGAGCCUGCACACCUCAUGCCUGCCAACCAAGAGCCUGCUUACGUCAUGCCUGCCAACCAAGACCAAGAGCAUGCUCACCUCAUGCCUGCCAACCAAAAGCCUGCUCACGUCAUGCCUGCCAACCAAGAGCCUGCUUACGCCAUGCCUGCCAACCAAGACCAAGAGCAUGCUCACCUCAUGCCUGCCAACCAAGAGCCUGCUUACGCCAUGCCUGCCAACCAAGACCAAGAGCAUGCUCACCUUAUGCCUGCCAACCAAGAGCCUGCUCACGUCAUGCCGGCCAACCAAGACCAAGAGCGUUCUCACCUCAUGCCUGCCAACCAAGAGCCUGCUCACGUCAUGCCUGCCAACCAAGACCAAGAGCCUGCUCACCUCAUGCCUGCCAACCAAAAGCCUGCUCACGUCAUGCCUGCCAACCAAGAGCCUGCUUACGCCAUGCCUGCCAACCAAGACCAAGAGCAUGCUCACCUCAUGCCUGCCAACCAAGAGCCUGCUUACGCCAUGCCUGCCAACCAAGACCAAGAGCAUGCUCACCUCAUGCCUGCCAACCAAGAGCCUGCUCACGUCAUGCCGGCCAACCAAGACCAAGAGCGUUCUCACGUCAUGCCUGCCAACCAAGAGCCUGCUCACGUCAUGCCUGCCAACCAAGAGCCUGCUCACGUCAUGCCUGCCAACCAAGACCACGAGCGUUCUCACCUCAUGCCUGCCAACGAAGAGCCUGCUCAUGUUAUGCCUGCUAACCAAGACCAAGAGCAUGCUCACCUCAUGCUUGCCAACCAAGAGCCUGCUCACGUCAUGCCUGCCAACCAAGAGCCUGCUCACGUCAUGCUUGCCAACCAAGGACUCGAGCGGUUAGAUUUUGGGCGAUUUCAUUACGAGACUAUAUUAAAUGCACAUAUUUUUAAGCUUACAAUUUUCUACGAAGGCCUGUUUUAUUAA
Messenger RNA from Paramisgurnus dabryanus, 1476 nucleotides. The record is from RefSeq and is a predicted model, not a curated record. Lineage: Eukaryota; Metazoa; Chordata; Actinopteri; Cypriniformes; Cobitidae.